Molecule: messenger RNA, 1979 nt
Organism: Vigna radiata var. radiata (mung bean)
Lineage: Eukaryota; Viridiplantae; Streptophyta; Magnoliopsida; Fabales; Fabaceae
Product: peroxidase 45-like
Exons: 4
Coding region: 361-1341 (326 amino acids)
Biological process (GO): response to oxidative stress; hydrogen peroxide catabolic process
Molecular function (GO): peroxidase activity; heme binding
Source: RefSeq, a predicted model, not a curated record
GCAGGAAUCCAAUUUCAUAACUAAAAUAUAGAAAAGCAUCAAAAACAUUAUGUGAGGGACAGCUUAACUUUUUGUUAUAUACUAUGUGCACUUUUAAUAAACAACUUGUUUCACCACUCCUACAUGCAACCUCUUCAACACAUUAUAAUCUGAGCAAUUCAGUGAGAUAUUCUAAAAUCACUCAACACUUUUCCAAAAGUACUUCUCCUUGGUGUCUACCUCUUGUUCUGUUUCUUUCAAAUUUAACACAUUGGAUUCUUCAAAGAAAAGAGAGAGAGAUGUUUGUCCUUUGACUAUUUAAGGAUGCAAGCACUAAACCAAAUGUAAUAUUCCAGACACUAGAACUGCAACAAAGUGAAAAUGAGUUCUCAAAGCCUCAUUUUGCAUGCUAAUGUGUUUCUUCUUCUGCUUAUAGCUGGUUGUCAUGCUCAACUUCGAGUUGACUACUACAGAAACACAUGUCCAAAUGUUGAAUCGAUUGUUCGGAGAGCAGUUGAGAUGAAACUUCAGCAGACAGAUGUGACAGUUCCUGCUACACUUAGGCUGUUCUUCCAUGAUUGUUUUGUUAGGGGGUGUGAUGCUUCUGUGAUGCUAGCUUCAACAAACCACACAUCUGAGAAGGAUGAUCCUAUAGAUCUUUCACUAGCUGGUGAUGGAUUUGACACUGUGAUCAAAGCCAAGGCUGCAGUUGACAGUGUACCUGGCUGCCAGAAUAAGGUUUCAUGUUCUGACAUUUUGGCAAUGGCAACUAGGGAUGUCAUAGCUCUGGCAGGAGGACCAUCUUAUGCAGUAGAGCUGGGAAGGCUAGAUGGGAGAGUCUCAACAAAAGGAAGUGUUAGACACCAUAUACCUGAGCCUGAUUUAGAGCUAGAACAACUGAACCAAAUGUUUGCUUCACAUGGACUAACCCUAACUGAUCUAGUUGCUCUAUCAGGAGCACAUACCGUUGGAUUCUCUCAUUGCAGCCAGUUCUCUAAACGUAUUUACAACUUCAAAGGAAAUAAAAGCAUUGAUCAUACACUUAAUCCUGCGUAUGCAAUACAGCUCCAACAAGACUGUCCAAAAAAUGCAGACCCCGAAACAGUGGUUCAGAUGGACCCAAUAACACCAAAGAUAUUUGAUAAUCAAUACUACAAGAAUCUUCAGCAAGGAAAAGGGCUUCUUGCUUCUGAUCAAGCUUUGUUUACUCAUAAAAGAACAAGAGAGCUAGUGAACUUAUUUGCGUCCAACAACACACUCUUUGAAACGUCUUUUGUAAGUGCCAUAACAAAGUUAGGACGAAUAGGGAUUAAAACAGGAAAUCAGGGUGAAAUCCGACGUGAUUGCUCGAUGGUUAACUGAGCUACUAAUUGUGACCAUGUUCAGAUCAUUGUCAAAUAAUCUUAUUAAUUUCUUCCAUUUGUUUGUUUUGGGUUAAUGAAUACUAAAAUUACAGUCAAAGUCAGCUUAGUAGAAUUCUGAUUCUGCAAUAGUUUCAGAUGAGACUAGUCAUGACUUCAGUUUUCGAGUGCUUUCAAUUCAAUUUAAUUCAAGCAAACAUUUAUAUUUUAUGUUAUUACUACAACGUCAUUUUCUAUUGACAUCAGUCCGGUUUUAUUCGAUCCUGUACACUUUUAUCAAACACUUUCUUUUCAAACACAAUUUCACUCUCACCCCUCUUACUUUGUCCACCACUGAAAACUAAAACUGAAUCAAACAGAUAAACUUUUAUUCCUAAAGAUGUGUCAAACUUGGGAGCGUUUGAAAAUAACUUAAGCUUACUGAAAGAAUUACUAUACCCACAAAAUGAAAAAGUAUAUGAAGUCAUUUACCAAAUGCUGCCUUAGUUAAAUUUUUUCCAGGCUUUUCUGUUAACAUUUAUUCUCGUGUACGAAAACCCAGUUUGGAAGAAGUGGAAAGGCAAGAAAUGAAGAAUGUGCAGUCAACUGCACUUUCGGCGAGAAUUGUUCAUAGACAAGCACACACCCAACCCCAAAAUG